AUGACGACCUAUGACGACAUUGCCUCUGAGCUCCCCAGGCUGCGAGUCUCCUUCGGCUUCGAGAACGAUACUGGGUUCCUCGACAAUGAUGACAACGUCGCCGAGUUCUUCGAUGUCAAGUUCUGUCCCUAUCAGCCCUUAGACUGUGAUCCAAUAUUCGCUGCCGUAAGCAAGAAACAUGUUGUUAUAUGUAGGCUAUCCCAAAGCUCCGGAGAUGCCAACCCUUGCGAGAUUGUUAGUGUCAUCAGAGAUGACGACGUUGAGGCAUCAGCCUGUUGUUGCACAUGGACCAGAGACCCCGUAACUGAACGGCCUCUGAUAUGUAUUGGCGGUGUCGAUGCCAAGGUCAAGAUUUAUGAUGUUAUAGACGGCAAGCUGUUCAAGGUAUCCCACUUAGUCUACAGCCCUAAUCUAUGUCGGGCCUCAACUCAUUAUAUCCAGGAUGUCAACGACUUGGCAACUUCCCCGUCUGACCCAUCCAUUAUUGCUUCGGCAUCGGACGACACAAGUGUCCGCAUCUGGAGCAUUGACCCUAAGCACAAAGAACGGCCUUGCUUAUGCAUUCUAGCCGGCGAGGGUCAUUCCUGGAACCUCCUCAGCGUGGCGUUCCAUGACACUGGCCGGUACAUCCUCUCGGCCGGCCACGAUCAAAUCAUCAACUUGUGGACUCUGCCCGAUCUUCCCACUGAGCCUAUCACUACCCCUAUCCGUGUUCACUAUCCUCACUUCUCAACAUCAGCCGUACACAGCGGUAUUGUUGAUUGCGUCGCCUUCUACGGAGAUCAGAUCCUGUCGCGAGCCUGUCACGACAAUGUCAUCUCACUGUGGAGGAUCGAAGGCUUCUCCUCCGAUGGUCCGCCACCAGCCCAGAGCAUUGCCCCAACUCCUCAAAAUAUUGUCCCUACCAACUAUGACGAGGCCGGCCGCUUGACCCGCUCUGCCUUUGUUCCGACCAUAUCCCCGCAAUGCCCGGCACAGUACACCCGAGUGCUAGACUUCCAUACCCCUAACUGCGGUCCACAGUUCUUUAUGCGCUUCAAGCUGCACUUCGUGCCGGGUCAGCAUCCCGUACUUGCAUUUUGUAAUGCUGGUGGCAAUAUCUUCUUCUGGGACUUUAAGCGAUUGACGGUGUACAGCGACUUCAUGAAGGCACUUCGAAACCAUGACCCUACCAAGGGCAUCCCUCCGCGUCCUUCUUGGCUUCGUCCGCUACAACACCGUCAGAAAGGGGAGGCGACAGGGAAACCCCGAUCCGUCGCAGUCGAAAAAGGCUCCCCUGCCUUAGGGCUGGCUGAUGAGAUACCUAAGAUGACUGAGGAUGUCAAAGAAUUCAAUGCGGAGACCAUGGAGUCGUGGACGUCUAAAUACAGCCUAGAAGAUGCCCAUGAGCCUCUCAGAGCGCACAAGACUGAGUCUUCCUCGGCCAACUUUGUCGGACGGCAGGCCGCGUGGAGUCCAGGAGGUGAAUGGUGUGUUAUCGUAGGAAGCUCCAACACGGCGCUCAUAUUGCAACGCUGGGCGAAAAAGGCCCCAGCAAAGACAGUUGAGCCCCUGAAGGAACCCCGGAAAGAGCCCCCGAAAGAGCAAUAG
This is a messenger RNA of Ilyonectria robusta, 1590 nucleotides long. Its product is annotated as WD40-repeat-containing domain protein. The transcript is spliced from 9 exons. Gene Ontology annotation, biological process: negative regulation of transcription by RNA polymerase II. The record is from RefSeq and is a predicted model, not a curated record. Gene Ontology annotation, molecular function: protein binding; nucleosome binding. The coding region runs from base 1 to 1590 and encodes 529 amino acids. NCBI's taxonomy places the organism in Eukaryota, Fungi, Ascomycota, Sordariomycetes, Hypocreales, Nectriaceae. Gene Ontology annotation, cellular component: ESC/E(Z) complex.